AGGUUACACCUUAUAACAAGGACUGACACGUUAAGCUUCAUAAUUCAUUCACAUUUUAUCUUCUCUUUCAAUACUAACUUUCUUCUCUCCAUAAAGUAACGUGCAGAUCUCACCCAGACACCCACCACCACCAUCAUCAUCAAUGGAGUGUUGAAAAUGUCGCAGUUAUUGGACAAAGCCAAAAACUAUGUUGCGGACAAAGUUGCCAACAUGCCCAAACCUGAGGCGAGUAUCACCGAUGUGGAUUUCAAGCGCGUGAGCCGCGAGUCCGUCGAGUACUUGGCCAAGGUCUCUGUUUCCAACCCUUAUUCCACCUCAAUUCCCAUCUGUGAGAUCAAGUACUCUCUCAAAAGUGCUGGCAGGGAGAUAGCAUCAGGGACAAUACCAGACCCAGGGUCGUUGAAGGCAAGCGACACAACAAUGCUUGAUGUGCCGGUGAAGGUGCCUCAUAGCAUAUUGUUGAGCUUGGCAAAGGACAUUGGUGCAGAUUGGGACAUAGACUAUCAAUUGGAUCUUGGCCUAGUCAUUGACCUUCCUGUCAUUGGCAACUUCACCAUUCCUCUUUCUCAAAAGGGGGAGAUCAAGCUCCCAACCCUCUCUGACAUGUUUGCCUAGCUCAACACAAAGGCUUAGAACAAGAAAAUAAAA
This is a messenger RNA of Gastrolobium bilobum, 648 nucleotides long. RefSeq names its product desiccation protectant protein Lea14 homolog. Lineage: Eukaryota; Viridiplantae; Streptophyta; Magnoliopsida; Fabales; Fabaceae. The transcript has 3 exons. The coding region runs from base 157 to 615 and encodes 152 amino acids. The record is from RefSeq and is a predicted model, not a curated record. Gene Ontology annotation, cellular component: cytosol. Gene Ontology annotation, biological process: response to desiccation.